This is a messenger RNA of Brugia pahangi, 1284 nucleotides long. The record is from the annotation of a GenBank genome assembly. NCBI's taxonomy places the organism in Eukaryota, Metazoa, Nematoda, Chromadorea, Rhabditida, Onchocercidae.
AUGGCACAACAAACUCCCUACAUUGGAAGCAGAAUAAGUUUGAUUUCUAAACUCGAUAUACGCUACGAGGGAAUAUUGUACACCGUCGAUACCAAUGAAUCAACUAUUGCUCUUGCCAAAGUGCGUUCGUUCGGAACGGAAGACAGACCAACACCAAAUCCAGUUGCUGCUCGUGAUGACAUAUAUGAAUACAUUAUUUUCAAAGCAACUGAUAUCAAAGAUCUAAUUGUGUGUGAAACGCCAAAACCGGUACCUCAACUUGCUAGCGGCUUGGCAUAUGACCCAGCCAUAUUAUCGAUUUCUUCAGGACGUACCAUCCCAAUGCAUCCCUCAGUUCCUGGUGUACCUAUGGGUAGCAACAUUAUUAGCGCUGGAUCAGCUAAUUUGAAUGUAUUUGAAGCGUCGCGUUCUGGUACACCGAAUCGCAUUUCUCCAGCUGAAGAUCCGGCACAUUCGCGUGCUCCUGGGGCAGGACGCAAUCAACGUACAGGUUCAUUGCCAAGUGCAGUGCAGCCCACGACAGGUACUAAAAACCGUGGUGGUUUCCAACAGCAGAUACAUCAAGGAACACUUAAUACCGGACGACAGCAGAAUUAUCCAAAUGUUGGGACUUAUCAGGGUAGCUAUGGAAGAGGUGGGCAGCAGAAUAAUUAUCGUGAGAGUCGUGGAGGUUUCUUCACUCGUGGAGGUAGUGUAAAUUAUCAACGCGGUGGAGGAGGUCAUCGUGGUGGAAUUGGUGGAAAGCCGCAAUCUAAAGAGAAGCUGAAGUUUGAAAGUGACUACGACUUUGAGAAGGCCAACGAACAAUUCCAGGAAACACUGAAUCAUAUCAGUCUCGAUCUUAAGAAAACCAAGCUGGAAGAUGGAAGUAAGAAGUCAGGAACGGGAUCUGAUGCUGGUUCAGAUGUCAUCGAAGAAGAAGUCACUGAAAAUGGCCAGGAGGAACAAGAAAAGCGGUAUUAUGAUAAAAGUUCAUCGUUUUUCGAUCGAAUUUCAUGUGAAGCGCUUGAAAAACAAGAAGGGAAGCCACGUACGGACUGGAGAAAGGAGCGUGAGACAAACCAAGAGACAUUUGGACAUUCCGCGGUGCGCUCGCUUACAUAUCGCCGCCCUCGAGGAUUCAUGAGUGGUCGUGGUGGCCGUAGUGGACACAUGAAUAGUGCUUAUCGUUACAGUUCUGGCUACAACUACGGAAAUCAGCAACGAAGCAGUUACGGCAAUUUCCACAACAAUUAUAAUCGUCGGAACAAUUAUCGUAGUAGCGCCAGCUAUUCUGGCCAAUAA